AUGCGCCGCCGUCCGUUCAGUUACCUCAUAUGCCCCGCCAUCCGUUCAGUUGACCAAUCCUUUUUUUUGGCAUCAUCGUCGAUCCGAGUCCAGUGCUGCUGUCGCGAGACUGCCAUCAGCGUCGCUAGGCCUCCCUUCCGCAGCGUCUCUGCGUUAGAUGCCCGUCGACAACCUCCAGCCGCCGCGUCGCUAGGCCUCCCUCCUGCCGCGCCUUAA
Messenger RNA from Linum trigynum, 216 nucleotides. The record is from the annotation of a GenBank genome assembly. Lineage: Eukaryota; Viridiplantae; Streptophyta; Magnoliopsida; Malpighiales; Linaceae.